Pieris brassicae (large cabbage white) is the source of this 2640-nucleotide messenger RNA. Its product is annotated as zinc finger and BTB domain-containing protein 17-like. Gene Ontology annotation, cellular component: nucleus. Bases 265 to 1818 code for a protein of 517 amino acids. Lineage: Eukaryota; Metazoa; Arthropoda; Insecta; Lepidoptera; Pieridae. Gene Ontology annotation, molecular function: protein binding. The record is from RefSeq and is a predicted model, not a curated record. Gene Ontology annotation, biological process: regulation of transcription by RNA polymerase II. The transcript has 10 exons.
CUAACCGUCGAUCGAUAAGAUAAACGCGCAACCCCGCUUCUAUGCGCUAAAUCAAUACCAUUUUCAUCGAUUUUCAUAGCCGCAGCCGCCGCACACGGAAUUUGAGGGUCGCAGGCGGUGGUUGCGCGCAGUUUACUUGUGUCACGCUGUAAAUCAGUGAACAUUUUAAUUAAUUUUACACCUAUUGAUUUUUGUAAACAAGCUACAGCUAGAUCUUCAUUAAAACUUAAAAGAUGGAGUAAACUAGAGAAGGAAGCAUUAAAAAUGACCUCGACUGACACAUAUCAGUUAAAAUGGCAUUCUCACAGCUCCCAUUUAAAUGGUUCCGUAGCAUCGUUGCUACGCUCGGAGCGAUUUACGGAUGUUGUCCUUUGCACGAUGGAUGGGUCUCAGAUACCGGCCCACAAGUUCAUCCUCAGUUCAUGCAGCGUCUACUUCAGCAGUCUUUUCGAAGGACAACGUUCUGUGACACGUAUGGGGGGAAUACUGUACGUAGUACUGCCGUCGGAGAUAUCCACAAAAGCCUUGAAGAUCCUCGUAGAGUACAUGUACAAAGGUGAAACCACGGUCUCUAAUGAAGUAUUAGACAUAGUAUUAAAAGCAGGAGAAGUGCUCAAAAUUAGAGGAUUAUGGCGUCAGACAGAUGAGAUUGGAGGUGAUUCUACACCAGCCGAGAAAACCACUACUAGCCCAUCAUCUGCCAAGCAAACAGAGAAAACGAAAGAAGUUUCCAAAAUAGCUUUAAAAAAAGAUGAAAAAAUUCUCAAAACAUUCAAUCCAAUUCAGGGCCAGGGUGGAAGACCUAUGUUUAUUGGACCUCCAAAGUUGGUUUUCAUCAAAACAAGUGAUGGGACUACUCAAGCUGCUAUAAGACCUGCCGUACCAGGAACCAAAGGUCAGACUAUACUUGUGACCCCAGCUCCAGCUAACACGGAAACCACUACAUCCACUAUUACAAUGCCCACACCAACUAUCAGCUUGGCUUUAGAUGAUGCAGAGGAAGGAAUUCCAGCUAGGAUUGUAAAAAGAAAUGUCGUAGAAAAGAAAUAUGGAAAGAAACAAAAGGUGGAGGCUUCAGAUGACAUUAAGGAUGAUGAUGCGGGAUCUGUCAGUUCAAAGAAAUCAAGUCAAAGUAACUCGGCUGUGGAAGUCCAUGUGAAAGAAGAGCCAGAAUGGGAUGCAAGCAGCAUUGAGGAAGAAGAGAGAUCCAUAGCAGAGAUGUUCCAAGCCGAGAUGAGUGUCAAGUCGGAGCCAUGUGAUGAUGUAGAUGUUGAGGAAGAGGGACUGCUCUACAGUCCGCUGUCAUGUGAGCUUUGCGCUGAAGUGUUCUCGGUGCCGGCUGCAUGGGUCAGGCAUGUGCAGCAUCAUGCGGACCAUGAUCAUCAUCAUGCACGAAAGAGGAAACGGCGAUCAGAUAGCGACGACACAGAAGAAACUACGGCUUUGCUCCGCUGUGACCUUUGUCAGAAACAUUUCCCGAACCCAGCGGAAUGGGUGAGACACGUACAAAGCUCGCAUACUGAGACAGAAUUGGCCUUAUCAAACAACAGUGAACCACCAAAACGUCACAAUCGUUUCACAGACGGCGAGCAAAACAAGAAAUGCGAACAAUGCAACAAGAACUUCACGUCGCAUGCCUCCAUGCUCAUACACUUGCGCACGCACACGGGCGAACGCCCUUUCGUAUGCGGGCUCUGCAACAAAGGUUUCAACGUGAAAUCCAACCUAUUGCGCCACCUACGUACAUUACACGACCAAGUGGUGAGCCCCACUCAGCUCGAUGAAGCUGGGCCUUCCGAGCUGAAGAAGGAGACCUGAGCCAGGGGAGGAGGGGCAGGCAGAGGUCGCGGUCGUCCGCCUCGUUCGGCGCUGAGCUCGAGCCGCAAAGGCGGCGUGGGCCGAGGCGACGCCGGCGCACUACGCAAGCAGAGCUACUCGCUCUUCCUCAAGCAGCGGGCCGUUCUCUUCUCCGCCAAGAAGUGGAAAUAGCACCGCUCUUACCGUGAGACGCUCAUUUCAUUUUUUAAUUUAAUACUUUGUUUUAUGAUGCAAUUAAGAACCAUGAACUUUAAAAUCUAUAACUACAAGAAAACUGCCUUAUUCGAAUCUGUGAUUGCAUUUAAUGAUGAGACAGUUUUGAUUAAUUUACUGUUUAUGAGAACAAGAGUAUACAAUAUUUUUCAUUUCAUUAAAAUACAAUAUAAUAACUUAAUAUCUAACAUACAUACUGAGAAUUUAAAAAGCAAAUAGUAAUAAAAAUUUAAAUUGAGUGUCUCAAGGUCAAAGCGGGAAUUAACUGCCCCUCCUCCCUUUUUAAUUUUAAGAGUAAAUUAUUUUUAUAUCUAGUCUACUAGAUCUCAUUUCUUUGACAAGUAGUCAUUUAAAUAUAGUUUUAAGUAAACUUUGGUUUUUAAUCUAUUAUAAUAUCCCAAGAAUUGUUUCGUUGUCGAACGAAUGUCAAUUGUUUUUGAAUUUUAAGUGACAAUUGCAUGACUAAGUGACAUUUAGAUUUUAAUUUUGUCAUAGGGACUUUAAUUUUAUUGAAGAAACUUAUUUUAUGUUCUUACAUUCCUGUGUACUUAAUUUAAUACUCAUGUUUAACAUGUAUUUGUACUAUUUUAUAAAAUAGCAAAGAGAAAU